Aphanomyces astaci is the source of this 412-nucleotide messenger RNA. RefSeq lists its product as hypothetical. Lineage: Eukaryota; Oomycota; Saprolegniomycetes; Saprolegniales; Verrucalvaceae. The transcript is spliced from 2 exons. The coding region runs from base 34 to 318 and encodes 94 amino acids. The record is from RefSeq and is a predicted model, not a curated record.
CUGUCCCUGAAUGGCACAAUUGCAAAACAGCCCAUGUCCAUGACGACCUCGUUCUUGAUUCGCCGCAUCUCGCGGGAGAACGACGAGCUCAAGCAGCUCCAUGCCACUGCCGUGGAAUGCAAGCAGCGCAUUCAACAGUACUACGCUAACAAGAGCGACAGUGGCGGAGGCGGUCGUCAUCACGCGGUACUACCUGUGGAAUGCCACGAGUUUCUCCCCCAUUACCGCAACGACAAUAACGCGCCCGAAACGAACCCCAAGCAAGCCGUCGUGUUGCGACGACGACAAACGCGCGCUAUCAACGACAUGGCUGGAUGAACCUAAGAAACGUCCGCGCGUUGAUGUUAGUAGUCGUUCAAAGUGAAGUGUGUAUAAUACGAAGUAUGUAGCAUGGUGUUUAUUCGUGAUUUCA